UGCUCCUAGAGUUUGAAGAUCUCCCGGUGCGCGAAAUGACGUCCGGCGAUGCAUUGAGUGUGCACUGACCUACUGCUUGCUCAACUAUAAAACGCGCGAUCUUCUUGCCAGUUGCAGGUUCUUCUCCACAACGCCCUCACAGAACAUGCAACUUCCGCAACCAUGGCCAAACGCAAAGCACGCACCUCAAUUGCCCCCCAACCCAUGCCUAAGAAGUCGCGCGUUGACGUCGCAUUGAACAAUGUCGAAUCCAAGCCGCCCCAAGCUUAUGCCGGCUUCCUCAACUACGACAUCCGUGUCAUGAUCUAUGAGUACAUGGAUCUGAUGCCGCUCGCGGGUGGGGAAGAAUGGAAGGGCCUUCUGCUGUCUUGCAAGGACGCAAGUGAAGAGAUGAACGAGGUGGCUGCGAAACGGCUGAAGAAGUUCCUCGCCUUGUUUCCUGAGAAAUACAAGGCCGGGCUACCAAAGCGCCUAGCCGCGAACUACACGAUGGAGAUUUCGGUUGUCCCUCUACUUCCGGAGUGGAAUGCCCUGACAGCAGUUACCAUCCUGCUACCGCCUGCGGCUCUGGGCCGGGAACGCUUCGAGCACCUACACCCCCUCCUGAGCCUCUAUCUCGACAAGCUAACGGUCCUAUCUAAAAGCGACAUAGCAACCGCCCGCAAAUCUCUGCGCUCCUACGUCUUUCCCGAAUUCGAAAAUAUAUACUCGUCGAUGACUGCCAUCACCAACCGCUCAAUGCCUUGGCUGCGCUAUGUGGCAGAUGCCCUGAUGAAGCUGUAUCUCAACAUCCUCCAUCAUUCUGAUGAGAAAUUCAGACUUUAUGUAGGACGGACUUGCCAACUACGGCCUAUCCGCGUCAAAACCGUUGUCAUUGCUUGGGAUUUCCGCGGCGAUAAGGCAAAGGAGCUCGAGGAGAGGGCUCGAGGGCGGCGCCGGCUUAUGCAGGGACGCAAGUAUGAAUAUGCCGAGAACACGAAAAAUAAGGCGCGGUCGCAUUACAAGUUGGGCCGAGAUUAUGAGUUCUCGUAUCGGUACGACCUUAUGGGUAUGGGUGGGCUGAUGGGGGAGGCGGGGAUAGUAAGCAAGUCCCGCUGGGCUCACAAUGAGCCGUAUCAUCCUCUGCAACUCUUGCAGACCGUUAAGACGAAGCCCAUUUCAAGCGAUGGAAUUGGACAGGAGUGGGUUGAGGGUUGAUUCGAGAAAGGGAUACAAGGUGGUUGCGAUGGAUAUGCGGUCUUCGGAUGCCACUGAUUGGGUGGCCAGCUUAUGAACAGGACCCCAGGGUUUAGCCCUAUGACAAGGCAUGGAAUAAGCCA
Molecule: messenger RNA, 1319 nt
Organism: Trematosphaeria pertusa
Lineage: Eukaryota; Fungi; Ascomycota; Dothideomycetes; Pleosporales; Trematosphaeriaceae
Exons: 1
Coding region: 163-1197 (344 amino acids)
Source: RefSeq, a predicted model, not a curated record